Messenger RNA from Dioscorea cayenensis subsp. rotundata (Guinea yam), 1869 nucleotides. Its product is annotated as probable polygalacturonase. The record is from RefSeq and is a predicted model, not a curated record. The transcript has 5 exons. Bases 108 to 1550 code for a protein of 480 amino acids. Gene Ontology annotation, molecular function: polygalacturonase activity. Lineage: Eukaryota; Viridiplantae; Streptophyta; Magnoliopsida; Dioscoreales; Dioscoreaceae. Gene Ontology annotation, biological process: carbohydrate metabolic process.
UCCCGCCUUUUUUAAACAAAACCCUAGUUCCCAGAUCUUCAAUUUCGUCUCCCAAUUCACUGAUUUCCUUCAAAUUAGGGUUUUUUUUAUCGGAAUUUGGGGCUGAGAUGGUGGAGGUUUCGUCCUCCGGCGCUAGAUCGCAGCUUCACCGUCUGUGGGUCGUCUCAUCCCACAAUGCCUUGUUGAUAUCGCUAUGGAUUGUUGGACUCGUGUCUGUGUUCUUGUGGCAGAGGAGAUCGCCUGAAGGUUUUGGGUUUUUCCGCUGGACAGCUUCUCCAACGGUGGUGGAGUGGGCGGAGGUUGAUCUGAGGGAGUUUGGUGCUGUGGGUGAUGGUGUGACAGUGAAUACGGUGGCGUUUGAGAACGCUGUGAUGGAAAUCGCUAGGAAAGGUGGUGGGAAACUUACGGUGCCGCGCGGGAAGUGGCUCACGGGGCCGUUCAAUCUUACUAGCAAUAUGAUCUUCUUCUUAGAUGAGGGUGCGGAGAUUCUCGCUAUUGAGGAUGAGACACACUGGCCAUUGAUGCCUCCCUUACCGUCUUAUGGAUAUGGGAGGGAGCAUAGAGGACCACGGUAUGGUAGUUUGAUUCAUGGUCAGAAUCUUAAGAAUGUCAUCAUAACAGGAAACAAUGGUACCAUAAACGGACAGGGUAAAUCAUGGUGGGCGAGAUAUCGUCAGAAACUCCUUAAUUACACAAGAGGACCACUCGUACAGCUUUUGUGGUCCAGAGAUAUUAUCAUUUCUAACAUAACUCUUCGUGAUUCUCCUUUCUGGACGCUUCAUCCCUAUGAUUGCAAGAAUGUGACCAUCUCAAACAUGACCAUAUUGGCUCCUGUUCUCGGAGCUCCUAAUACUGAUGGAAUAGAUCCUGAUUCCUGUGAGGAUAUGGUGAUAGAAAAUUGUUUCAUAUGUGUCGGUGAUGAUGGAAUAGCUAUUAAAAGUGGUUGGGAUCAAUAUGGAAUUGCUUAUGGACGGCCAUCUACCAAUAUUGUUAUCCGCAAUGUUACUCUUCGGUCUGUGGUGAGUGCUGGAGUAUCAAUAGGAAGCGAAAUGUCAGGUGGUGUAUCAAACGUCACAUUGGAAAACCUUCAUGUUUGGGACUCACGGCGAGCAGUCAGGAUUAAGACUGCCCCAGGAAGAGGCGGCUACGUCCGUGACAUCUCCUGCCACAACAUGUCCCUCACCAGAGUCCGCAUUGGUAUUGUCAUAAAAACCGAUUACAACGAGCACGCUGAUACUGCCUUUGACCCAAAAGCUUUUCCUGUUAUUGAGAACGUAUCAUUCAUUGGUGUAUAUGGAGAGGAUGUCAGAGUCCCAGUUAGACUCCAUGGCAGCGACAAAAUCCCAGUAAAAGGUAUCAGCUUCCGUGACAUGUCUGUUGGUGUUACCCGUAAAAGACAACACACUUUCCAGUGUUCAUUUGUCGAAGGGCGGGUUAUCGGCCCCAUCUCUCCGCCUCCAUGUGAAAACCUUGACAUCUACGACGAACAAGAGAGGCUAGUGAAGCGAUCAAUCUCGCAGAACAGCACUGACAUUGACUAUGACUUAUAAUGGGCAUCCAAGCAUUCUUCUUUGGUGUUAAUCUGUGAAGAGAUUUGACUUGCAAGCAGGAAUAUAUCAUCUUGUUCCAAUGAUGUCUAUAUUUUUCUGCUUUUCUUCAGGCUUGUACAUACACGAGCACAUUCAAGUGUUUAUAUAUCAUUGGAGUUUUCCAGGAGCAUGUCACGUUUGUUUUCCUCUGAAAAGCAAGCAAAUGUCACUCUAUUAGCAUCAAUGUCUCAGAUUCAAACCAGAGAAAUGUCAAAUUAUAAAAUGUUUAUUAUGUUUGUGGAGAAACAUCAAAAAUUGCUCUUCCAGAGAUUGGAUUUUA